Messenger RNA from Rosa chinensis, 1005 nucleotides. RefSeq lists its product as uncharacterized. The transcript has 3 exons. NCBI's taxonomy places the organism in Eukaryota, Viridiplantae, Streptophyta, Magnoliopsida, Rosales, Rosaceae. Bases 1 to 1005 code for a protein of 334 amino acids. The record is from RefSeq and is a predicted model, not a curated record.
AUGGAUACUAGCUAUAUUGUCAAGUUUAUUUAUUCUGGUGAAGCAGCGACAGUUCCAUUGUUGCAUAAUUGGUCGUUUGUUGACCUAUGCAAUUCAAUACGCUCUCGUUUUCCGGAUUUGAUUCAAGGAAAUUUCAUGUUGAGUGAAAGCGUGGUGAGUAAUACAGUGUGUGAGGAUUCUAGUACCAUGCUUGAGGAGAAUGAUUAUUUGGGGUGUUAUAGGGCAGAGGCACCGAAGAGUUAUAUGACGAAAGGUUGGGAGAGUUAUAUUCAUUCUGAAGGCCAAAAGUUUGAGGGUGGGGUUGUUGAGUUUAGAGAUAAGCUGCGUAAGUAUGCCAUAGAAAUUGGUUUUUCAUAUGAGUUUGUUAGAAAUGACAAGGUUCGUGUUAUUGCUCAGUGUUCUAAGAAACAUUCUCAGGGUUGCAAUUGGCUUGUGAAGGCUCAUUUAUGCAGGGAUAAUGGAUUCUUUAUGAUUAAAAGGUUGGUUAAUGUUCACACUUGUCAUGGUGUGAUUCGUUUGCAGAAGAGUAAGAUGAUGGGAUCCAAGGUUGUCAAGUCUAUUGUGCUUGAUAAGAUUCGUGCCAAUCCAAACAAAAAGCCAAUUGAUAUAGCUGAUGAGAUCAAGAGUGAUUAUGGUUUGGAUGUUCCUUAUCGCUUGUAUCCAGUUGCUUAUGCUAUUGUGGAUUCUGAAAAUGAGAGUAAUUGGAGAUUUUUUCUUGAGGUUUUGGCUGAAGAGUUUACAAAACACCCUAUGAGGAGGGUGACGUUCAUUUCUGAUCGUCAUGUUGGGCUUGUUAGUGCUUUCCCUAGGGUGUUUCCCAAUAAUCCACAUGGGUUUUGUUUUAGACAUCUGAUGGCUAACCUUUCUGACAAAUUUCCAGCUGGUUCUUACCUUAAGGAUCAGAUUCCUUACUUGUUUAUGUGUUGUGCUUAUUCUCGCACACCGGAGAUGUAUGAGUUCAACAUGGAAAUCUUGAGGAGUGAAGGUGGCGACAUAGUUGCUUAA